Paramecium pentaurelia is the source of this 1757-nucleotide messenger RNA. NCBI's taxonomy places the organism in Eukaryota, Ciliophora, Oligohymenophorea, Peniculida, Parameciidae. The record is from the annotation of a GenBank genome assembly.
AUGAAAUUUUUGAUUGUUAAUGGAUUUACUGCAACUGCUUCUCAUUAAAAGAUCUUUCAUCAAUUUAAAUAAUAAAUAUUUAAGGUAUUAAUUCAAAAUAUUUAGAUUACUUAAGCAUAGAAGGAAGUCGCUGAUAUUGACUUUGAUUUUAUUGAACUUGAUAGACAUAAUUUAGAAGAAUAUUUAUAUGAACCAGAAACAUCUCACAUUAAACCUGAAAAAGGGCAGAAAUUCGAUACAUUAGAUAUUGUUUUUAUCAUAGCAUCCCCAAAUACAAGGCCUUGGAAUCCAAAUAUGAGAAAUGUAUCAAUAUAUUUACUAUUAUAGAUUAUAAGUCUAAUAAGAAUGUGCAUUAAAACUAAGAAACUACUUUUUAUGACAUCAUUUGGAGCUCAAGCACUUGCUUAUUUGUGUGCUUCCAAUAUUUCAACAGUAAAUUUAUCUCAUUAAAUAAUAGCAUAUUAAUAUUACUAAUGGAAAUGGAGAAGGUAGUAAAUUAGUUGAUUUUCCAAAGUAUACACUUUAAGCAUUAAAAAAUUCUCAUGAUGAUUAUUUUUUGGAUACUACAACAGGAGAUUUGUAUACAUAUAACAAAGUUACAGAUGAAUGGAUUCCUAAAUGUAAUAUUGGAAUUCACCAUAGAAGAGAUGCAAUGGAAUAUUAAUCUAUAGGUAAGUAUAUUGUAAAAUCUCCUGCAUAUAAACCUAAAUAAACAAUGCUUAGCAAUUAAACAGAAAUGACUUGUAUAAUUAAAAAGCCAUUUUUACAUUAUUGGUUGUUUACAGAUGUUAAUAUUGAGUUUUAAAUUAAAUAAACAAAUACUUGGGAUAUACAUACAAUCACAUUUACAAAUCCAGAAAAAGUAUUUAAAUCAAUUAAAUUUUAGAGAUUUUAAUCAUUAGCUGAAAAUAAUCUACGAGGUCCUUUAAUCUUAUAAUGUGAUAAUAUAAUAGCAAUUUUAUUCGAAUUAGAUUAUAAAUAUAAAGAUUAAAUUAAUCUUUUAUCAAAUUUUAUUGAAAAUAGUAUCAAGAUAAUAAGAUAUUCAAAUAUAUAUGUAAUAAAGUUUAAUAUUUAUAGAAUACAAUUAGUAUUACUAAUGAAAAGUAAUAUUUUCCACCCAAAGGAUUAGAAAAUAUAGAAUUAAUAUUCAAUUAAGAUAAAAUUAAGAAAUCCUAACAUUUAUAAGAGGUGAUGAUGAAGAAUUAACAUAAAGAAUAUGUGAGAGAAUAUCGCAAAUUAGUUAAUAAGGCAAUUCUAGAUUCAGAAAAAGAGAGAGAUAAGAUAUUACAUGUUGGAUUUUCAGUAAAGAAAAAUCGUUUACCAGAGUAUGUAAUAUACUAUAUAGAGUUGUUGAAUAAAAUAAUAUACAAUAAAAAACAUUGAAAGCAAGUCAAAGGAAAUCAUUUCUUGCUAAAAAAGAGAAAUUUUAUUUAAAUUUUGAAUCUCUUAAAUUUAAUUUAGAUACAAAUCAAAGUUAUAAGAAUCCUUCAGCUAGUCGAAAACAUUUAAAAUUAUUGACUGAACCAAAAGGUGUGACAUUUUAAAUGAAUUAAGAGCCUGAAGAUACAGGUUUAAUUUAAACUCAUAGGGUUCUUUCUCAAGGGGAAAUCAGAAAAUAAUUACAUCCUUCACUAAAUCAUGAAUUCUUGAUAUCUCAAAAAAUUUGGAUCCCUGGAUUCUUGAAAUAAAAUAAAUCUAAGAUUUAUUUAUCAUAACCAAAUUCUGGUAGAUAAACAUUUUAAUAAUUAUUUGAUUGA